Molecule: messenger RNA, 2781 nt
Organism: Octodon degus (degu)
Lineage: Eukaryota; Metazoa; Chordata; Mammalia; Rodentia; Octodontidae
Gene: Cmtm3
Product: CKLF like MARVEL transmembrane domain containing 3
Exons: 5
Coding region: 98-646 (182 amino acids)
Cellular component (GO): membrane
Source: RefSeq, a predicted model, not a curated record
UGCUUUUGCCUCUUUCUUCUUCCGCACCACUGGGGUUUCCGCUUCCCUCCCAGGAGCGGGGCGAGAGGGAGGCAUACCUCCGGCCUGCGCCUCCGCCAUGUGGCCCCCCGACCCCGAACCGGACCCAGAGCCCGCGGGCGACCCCCGGGCCGGCGCCGCGGUCCCCGGGCUCCGCGCGCUGCUGCCGGCGCGCGCCUUCCUCUGCUCGCUCAAAGGCCGCCUCCUGCUGGCCGAGUCGGGUCUCUCGUUCAUCACUUUCAUCUGCUAUGUGGUGUCCUCGGCAUCUGCCUUCCUCACAGUGCCUCUGCUGGAGUUCCUGCUGGCCCUGUACUUCCUCUUCGCUGAUGCCAUGCAGCUGAAUGACAAGUGGCAGGGCUUAUGCUGGCCCAUGAUGGACUUCCUGCGAUGUGUCACUGCUGCCCUCAUCUACUUUGUCAUCUCCAUCACUGCUGUCGCCAAGUACUCUGAUGGGUCUUACAAAGCAGCCGGGGUGUUUGGCUUCUUAGCCACCAUUGUGUUUGCAAUUGACUUCUAUCUGAUCUUCAACCACGUGGCCAAAUUCCUCAAGCAAGGGGACUCUGCUGGUGCAGAUGAAACCACAACCCACAGGGCGGAAGAGGACAAUUCUGACUCCGACUCCGACUGAGAGCUUGCUUGCCCAGCAACCUGAGCCACCUGGGGCUUUGGCACCUGCACCUUCCUGACACAGCUGCUGGAGGCCUGGCCAGGGACACAGCCCGAAGAUUCAAUCCUGUGUCCAACAUUCAAGACUGUACCCCUGGCUUGGCACAGCUAAACCACGCCGCGGGCCAGGACAUCUUGGGUGCUCAACCUUCUCCCCUUCUCUGUCACACAGACCUUAAGCCCUUUAUGCCUGCUGCCAAGAUCAAGCCCAGGAAGACACAAGAGCAGGCUGCUGGUAUCCGGCCUGCUACACCAGUUUGUGCUGCAGGGUGGGGGGCACCUAUGUCUCACUGACAGCCACCCCCCUCGUGGUCUCUGCACAGGUGCCACUGCUUCUGCUGGCAUUUUUUGAGAACACUUCUAGAAGGGAGAAACCGACCUUGACCUUAACGGGCAUGGGUCUUGGCACCCAUACCUGACACCACACUCCAGAAAAUGCACCUUCCUCAGGUGAGAUGACUAAUCUGGGUCUAAGACUGUUUCAGAGAAGAGUUCAUAGCCUUGCUGUGUAGGAUCAGCAGACAGAGGGAGCUGGUCAGGGGCCAUGGCUCGGCAGCUGGGCGGGCCCAGCGAAACCCUCUCUUCCUGGAGGCCAUUGCUUCCUUGGCUAUACCAGAGCAAUUCUCUGACCACCUCCUGAGAAAUGAGAUGAGCCUUCCACAUCCACCUAAGGACUUAUAUUUUUUAUGUAUCUUUGAUGGGUUCUGUAGCUUUUUAUAUUCUUCUUUAUAUAUACAAAAACAGCUUAACAGAUGAUAUUUUCUGUGACCUAAGGGCCCUGUGAAUGAGCCAGAAUUCUGGGCCUGUUUUGGGCAUUUGUUACUUUAUUCUAUUCUUGCAUGUGACUCUCCUACCCUGAAAAAGCCAUAAUGGAUUAAACCAGACUGACUACCUACCUGAAGUGUCUGAUUGCAAGAACCUUCUAACACCCACAGCAGUAGCGUGCAGGACCACGUCACAGUUGUAGUGACAUGCGGAGGGUCCCAACAGCCUUUAGUUUCAGCAGCAAGGCAGUCACACUUCCUGUAUGCCUGGGACUAGAGUAAGCACCUAAUCAGUACUGAUUCUUUUAUUUAAUCCUGCAGUCAAGGAAACAGGAACAGUAAGUGACCAGCCCAGGGCCCUCUCCUUUGCAAAUCAGGACCAUGUCCCACGGCAACCAGAACCUAGAGCUUUUGUGGUUUGGAAAUUAGCUGUACAAGAAACUUCAAGGCUGCAGGCUAGGAGAACCCUGCUCAGUGUUCUGGCUUAGGAGAGAUGGGAAGAGGCAAGUCCUUCCCAAAAGGUGCACAGAGCUGAGAACAUUAAAGCUGAAUGGAGAACCAAGAGGGCUCAGGGCCGAGUUUCACAGCUACCUCGUGAGCCCAGCAGAGCAGGCAUCCUUGACACCGCAGUGUAGUCUGCGGCUCUUGCGAUAUUCCACAAAGCAAGCCUGUUUCAGGACCUGGGUCCAUAGCCUUUGUAGGGGACAGUGAAGGUGAGGCAGCGAAGAGAGCAAUAAUAUUUUUACAUGUCCAUUUAUUAAACAAGAAAUCCUUCAUGACAAUUUAAUACAAUAUUUAUUAGCGAUUAGUGUUGAGAAAAUUAUUUCCCUCUACAUACAAAAAUACAGAUUUAACACUAUGAAAACAAUCAAGACAAGUACCAUGAAAAAUUGACCCUUCAAGAGAAAUAAAGGGGAAGACUGAGGGCAGUAUGAGGCUUUGCCUGCUGUCAGGGAAAAAUCAACAGGAGCAAACACGUUGGGGUCCCCGUCCCAAAUGUACAGGCCAAGCCUGAGAGCCUGUCAGAGCGGGAGGAGGCCUGAGACAGAGCGGCACAGCAGGGUGAGGCCCGGCAUGGGAGCUCUGCCCCACGAAGUGCACAAGCAGAAGCUUGCCCAAUGCCCAUCGCCUCAGAGUGCCCACAGCUGUGUCUCUGAACCGCCAAAAAAACAGAUUUCUCAGACACAAGGUGAGGCAAUUCUUAAUACCACCCUAAAAAGUGCCACUGGAUAAAGUCCCAAUGAGUGAGCCUAUCAGAAAAUUACGAUUUAGCUGUCUGACUGCACUUCCUUUGUUAUCACAGAAUUACAUGUUGACUUCAGAAGGACAAAAA